Messenger RNA from Drosophila grimshawi, 1055 nucleotides. Its product is annotated as myb/SANT-like DNA-binding domain-containing protein 1. The transcript has 4 exons. Gene Ontology annotation, biological process: positive regulation of DNA-templated transcription. Bases 18 to 692 code for a protein of 224 amino acids. NCBI's taxonomy places the organism in Eukaryota, Metazoa, Arthropoda, Insecta, Diptera, Drosophilidae. Gene Ontology annotation, cellular component: nuclear body. The record is from RefSeq and is a predicted model, not a curated record.
UCAGAAUCAACAUCAUAAUGGAAUACAAAAGAGUUGGCAAACGUUUUCUUUGGAACCUGGCGUCGACAAAACUCUUUUUGGAACUGUGGCAGGAGUACAUCGAAGAAUUGCGCGGCACUCGAGUAAAUGCGCAAAUCUACAAGGAGAUCGCCGACAAAUUACACAAAUUUGGUCCAACUCACGUUGAAGUCAAGGCCAAAGUGGACAACAUGACCAGGAAAUACAGAAUAGAAUUGAAUAAAAGUCACGCAACUGGGCUGCCAUCGAAAUGGGAACAUUUUAAAACGGUGCAAGAAUUGUUGAAUGAAUCGAGAUCGGUCAAAAUGAAACUUGUCAUGGCCAACAGCUUGGAUUUUUCGCCAUUUGAGGAUUCUGACAGCGGCGAUUUGGACAGCAUAAACUCGCCAAACAGAAACAACUCUCCAGCAAUAGAGCCAAGAAGCAGUCCUGAAAUCUAUCAAAAACGAGAACCAUCAAGUCCUGCUUCUCAAAAAAGCGAUUCGGCGUAUUCAACAAAUACUUAUGCGCCAGCAGAGUCAAUGGAUUUGGAUAGUAAGCCGGAUAGAUUAUUGGCCAUUGAGGAGGCUAAUUUAGACAUACAAAGAGAAAAACUGAAGGCCCUGAAAAGCAUUGCCGAUGAGUUAUCUUCGAUUCACAGGGAUUUUCUCAAAGUUUACUCAAAACACAAGUGAUGACCUUAGAAAUACGAGCUUGGCUUGUGCCUUGGAUUCUGUUAGCAAUAGUUCUUAAGUAUUUAUUAUGCACAGAGAUUAACAAAUUUGUUAUGAAUAUUACUUCAAUUGCUGAUAAGAAAAUUAACUUUGUUUAUAUAAAAACAAAAAAAAAAACAUUUCUUGCCCGAAAAUUGGAAAACUUCGAUUCUCAUUAAUCAACUGUUUGUGAAAAGGGACAAACAUAUUGGCAACGCUUUGCCAAACUGAUGAAGCGAUAAGUUUCAGUUUGUUAAUCGCCUUCAUAAAUUAAUCGACUUCAGCCGCGUUUUAAUUUUCGCAAUUUUGGUGUUAUAUUUUAAAUAAAUAUUGGAGAAAGCUUAA